AUGUCACAGGCAGAGUCAAGUUCAAAUUCUUUGAAUGAAGUUGCGGAAAAGGAAGGAGAAUUUCCAAUUGAGAGUAUCUUUCAUCCAAAUAGGUUGAAACAUUUUAAGUUCCUUUGUAUCCUUACUGCUUUAGCGCUAGACUUUAUGUCUCUAGGAGCAAUGAUUGUCCUAGUUCAGGACGUGGAAAAACGAUUUAACAUUUCAGCUACUAAAGCUAGUUGGUCAUUAACUUCAUACGUUAUCACUUUCGCUGGUUUCAUAGCAUUUUUCGGACGUGUAGGGGACAUUGUUGGCAAUGGUAUGAUGAUGUCAAUCUCAAUAGGAGUGUUCGGUAUCUGUUCUUUGUUAUGUGCAGUUAUUCCAAACUUCGUAGGAUUUGCAGUAUUCCGCGCUUUCCAAGGUAUGGCUGGUGCUGGUAUUGUCCCAUGUUCAUAUGCACUCGUUAAUAGCAUGUUUGCUGGUGAGAAUCUACAGAGAUAUUUCUCAAUUCUAUCAAGCAUAGGAUCCGGUACAAUAGGAGUUGGAUUCGUUAUUGGCGGAGCUUUUGCAGAAACUAAGAUAGGGUAUAAAGCCCUUUUCUAUAUGGUAUUCGGCGCAUCAAUCUUAACCUGUAUGCUCAUAUUGUUAUUAAUAGGUUAUCCAGAAUAUGUUAGAGUUAAAUCCGACUACUCAGCUAGAUUCAAAAAGGUAACCAAGCUUGAUGUUAUCGGGAGCUUCACGUUUAUAAGUGGUAGUGUGUUAUUAGUGGUAGCGUUGACGGAUGGCGGAGACUCUUGGAAGAAACCCUCUGCAUACGUUCCUUUAGUUAUUUCAAUUAUUUUGAUGGCGGCAUUCUUUGCUUGGAAUUUGGGUUAUCAAAAAGUUUUAAGUUUAUUGAAACCACACAUUUCAACGGGUGCGUACAAAUAUAUGGAGAGCGUCAGUGUAUUGAUUCCCAAAGAGUUACUAUACGCACAUAAUUUUGCACCCGUGCUACUUGUAUCCUUCUUUGCCUUUGCAGCAUUUAUGGUCGUGAUGUAUACCGUAGUGAAUUAUUCUAUCUCGGUAGAGGGUGAUGCAGUGAUUGUGGCAGCGGUAAAGAUCAUGCCGCUAAUUGUAGGUCUAAUGCUUGCAAAUACGACAAUUGCAUUGCACCAAACAAUUUUAAAGCCAAAGAAUGGCCUUAUCGUAGGAACAUUUGUUUGUACUCUUGGGUGUGCCUUUUUAACUGCUCUCAAGGAAGUGAAUGGGAACUUGUACUGGAAACUUCUAUUGUUAAGUGCAUUUUUGGCUGGUGUUGGAGGAGCGGUGUAUUUCUCAUACAUGUUGUCCAUGGCAAUUGGGGACGCCCCUAUGGAAUACAAAGCUCUUGCGGGUGGUGUUGUGCAGACAGCCUCACAAUUUGGGAACGAGGUUGCGUUGUCAGUAAUAGUCUCUUUAUUGGGUAAUGGUAAAACCAACAGAAAAGAGCUAAGAAGAAGGUAUCAGAAUGUGGGAUAUUUCGCCAUUGCAUGUGCAGCUAUGGCGUUUAUAAGCGCGAUAACCACGCUUAGAGAUCAGCUAGAGCCAAGUGGCGAUGAGGAACAGCAAAAUGCAUCAGUGCAUAGUGUAAAAGGUUGUGAAUCCGACGAAUCUACCACGCAUCAACAAUGUCAGGUAACAGUAGUGCAAGUGGGGUUUGAAGAAGAUGAAAAGAUGAAAAGCCAGCCUGGUAGGAUUGCUUAG
This is a messenger RNA of Kluyveromyces marxianus DMKU3-1042, 1704 nucleotides long. Its product is annotated as aminotriazole resistance protein. The record is from RefSeq and is a predicted model, not a curated record. Gene Ontology annotation, molecular function: transmembrane transporter activity. Gene Ontology annotation, biological process: transmembrane transport. Bases 1 to 1704 code for a protein of 567 amino acids. Gene Ontology annotation, cellular component: membrane. Lineage: Eukaryota; Fungi; Ascomycota; Saccharomycetes; Saccharomycetales; Saccharomycetaceae. The transcript has a single exon.